UUUUGGGUUCUGGGCAACGCUGUCUCUGACCGCUUCAACCAAUUCAUUGGAACGUCUUGGUCGUUGAUGACCGGUAUGUUGAGGAUCUCCCACUGUCCCGUACUCAAGAAAAUUCUAAACCAAUCGACGGACGCUGCCUGUUUGCCACGAUAUUUUCGACGAUAUGCACGUUGCGUUAACACAACUGAACGACGAUUUUCAAUGACUAAAAUUGUAGUAAAUUGACGGUACAGAAAC
Acanthoscelides obtectus is the source of this 237-nucleotide messenger RNA. NCBI's taxonomy places the organism in Eukaryota, Metazoa, Arthropoda, Insecta, Coleoptera, Chrysomelidae. The record is from the annotation of a GenBank genome assembly.